UCUCUCUCUCCCUCUCUCAUCUCAUAUAUGUGUGUGUGUGUAUAUAUAUACACACACACACACAUCGAUAUUACAGACACACGCCUUCGUUAUAUUUCCGUAUAUAAUUUCACAACAUCUGAUUGUAAGAAGGGUUUUAUAGCUUCCCCGGGAGUCAACCGUGGCUUUGUAUUCAAGCCGCAGAUAGCUCAAUUUCUUUAACUACAAAUAAAUGGUGAAGUCGCAGAUCUGUAGAUUCAGAGAGAAAGCUCGAUUUGUGUGACUACAAAUAAAUGAAAUCACAGAUCGGUGGCGACUGCGUCUCUCCACCGAUCACGGAGGCCUCAGGUGGGUGCAGGCAGCCAAGGGUCUCCCAGGCCUGGGUGGACUGUCCAAAGGCGCCUCCCUUGCCCUUGGCAGGCUGGUGACUGGGAGUCUGCUUUUCCUCUGGGAAGCCUGGGAGUGGUUUCCCCGCAGCAGGCCUUCACCUAGGCAAGACCCCGCGCCGCGCCAACCCAAUCUCAUUUGUACGCGACGGGGACGGGUUUGUCUUUGCGCCCAGGCCAGGGAUCACUCACUGACUGGGUGGGGAACAGAUGCAGCCGGUGAGAGAGGCAAGGGUGGAAACCUUGAGGAAGCAAUUCGCCAGCCACCCACCAAAUCUCUGGAAGGCGCUAUUCCCUGCCUAGAGCUGGCUUUACCUUCAUAAUUGAAUUUAAAUAUUGGUAUUUGGUAACAAGAAGCAGGGUGAACACGCUCUGCCAGUAGGUAGGAAGGAAGCUCAGGGACAGCAGUUGAAAAUAUCUAUCUAAAGAUAGCUCGGCUGAUUAGAAACCCGCCUACAUGUGCCUGCUUCAGGCUGAGGGUUAAUGAGUAUUUCUGUGAAAAUUAUCUCAUAUAACCUAGUGCAUUUGUGUCUUUUCAGUCAAAUAAGUAGAGAAACAAUGAAUUGAGAACACGCAGUUUAAGAAGCCUUAUUGAAAGCCUGAUUUUAUCCGACCUUUUCGUUUUAAAUCAGACCACACAGGGCAGGAGGGGAGAAAGAAGCCUGGAAACUAAAGAGAGGUUUCGGUGUCCGCAGGACUGGGCCCAGUUGGCUGACUUGGCCGAAGCCUUGCAAGCGGUAUCCGGAUCCUCCUUGGCCAGGGCGGAGGGGCAGUGUGUCCUGCCAGAACCUCCUGGACACGCGCCGGGCAAAACCGGGGCAGGGAUGAGCUGGUGGCGAGGGCGCCCAGCCCUCCCUUGGCGAAGUGCGUUCCUUCCCGCACUCCCCGAAAUCGCUCCCCGCUCGGGCUGUUGGACUGGGCAGGUUCUACUUUAAACACCAGCUCUGUCAGCCCCUCCAGCCGCUUGAGUCUAGACAGACGGCGGCGGCGGCGGGGGCCUUGGUCUUUUCUCUUUGCAUCUUGCUCUGUGUCACCCCAGGAACAAUUUAUUGGUCUAAAGCGGUGUAAUUCUGCCUCUUUGAUCUCCUAGCCUUCUUGUUUGUUUCAUCUUCCUUUAACUUUCUUAGGUUUUUAUUUCCUUCCAGAAGGCGAUGCGACAGGCAUUAUUUAGGUUUUUUCUUUUUGUCUUACUCUCUCUAUUCUCCAUCGGAGACACGAUAUCAUCUGAUCUGCCAUAAAGGCAUCUCCGGAUAUUGUCCCCCACCCCACACCCCUACCCCUGGACUUCCGUGGCACGGGAGGAGGCAGCCCAGGGCCCACCUGCCCCACCAGCCCCCACCUUCACUCCCAAGCCCGGGUGGUUCACUGCGCAGGGACUGGGGCUCCAUGGCGUCCCAGUCUGAACCCUCCCUCCACCUUUUGUAUUCCUGGGACCCCCUGAGAGGGUGCGGUAAACGGGGGCGGCCUGGACCCUCUGAAAGUGAUGGGAAGUGCUUUGUACACAAGGAACUCAACUCUAUAAUUUACAGGAGAAUUUCCGGGGCAAUUCCAUUGUGAGGUCGAGUUUAUGGUGUGUAAUGGAGCUGAGCAGUAAAAGGUGGCUGGGCUUCCAGAGCAGCCGGGCAGUUUAUGAGGCGUUUAGGGGAAGGGUUCUCCCCACUAUCCUCCUCUGAGCGGUGGGCGGCAGGGGCUUCAGCUGGUCCAACAUGGUGCAGGGGUCGGAGGCCUGGGAAGGCAGGAAUUGGGGGCCUGGAUGGGAGGGAGACCACCGUGCGCUCAGCUCCGUGUGAGCUGGUAUUUGGAUAGGUGAAGCCUCCACAGCUGGGUGGCAUUUAGGGGGUGGUCCCCCUAUUUGUUUUUGGUGUCUUCAAAAGAAAUGGAAGUCCACAGGGGGUUGCAGUCCCUAGACGCAAGAGCCCACUCUCCACUCUCGGCUCUAAAGCAUGUAUUGUUCCCAGGCACCCCACCUAGGAGAUGGAGGCCUAAGGGUGGCUGAGGUGAAGGCUACCAGAAACCUUCCACUGUUGGGAGUGCCUGGAAGGGUGCAGGCCUGAGAUUUCUCCAAGCUGGGGGAAACAGCCCUGGCUACCCACUCGCCAGAGGGGAACCAGAAGUUGUGACAAGGACAAAAGAAUCUUUAGACAUUUAUCGGACUGCUGGAGCCAGCCAGGUGCCCAGGAGCGAAGGCACAGAGCCUGCAACACUACAGCGUCCGGGAGGAGGGAGAGGAACCCCACGUUAAUAAAUCUGUUGGCAAAUGAGUCUCAUUAAUAGAUAAAUAUUUCACUGUUUCCUUUAGGGCGGAUAAACAGUGUGCCUCCGAUUAAGGAAAGGAAGCUGAGAGACGUUGACUUUAUUCGAACCACAUGGUUCCAGUUUGCGGUGGCAUUCUCGCUGCAGCUGCAAGCGACGCUGCGCUUUCCCCGUCUGGAUCCGAGUCUAAGUCCGGCGUGUCGCCCAUUGGACCUGGAUGAGAGAAGACUUGGGCAGAGUCGAUCUGCUCAUAGCUGAGUCCUGCCCACAAGGCCACCGAAGGGCAGGCUGUUGCGGGGAACAGAGAUCCUUCCAGGGGCUGGGCAAGCGGACAGGAGAGGGAUGGGGAGGAUCCCAAGCUGGGUCCAGGGCUCACUAGCAGGAAUGGGGGAGUUGCGCGAGGCCGGGGCCGCCCGGCGUCUGCAGACCCCAGUGCCGAGGUUGGCGGCCAGCUGGGCGCUCCCGCGGAGCCUCCGGGUCUUUUUCCGCCCGACGCGCCAGGCCCACCGGGCGCGGGCGGAUUCGUUGGCCGCAUAUUUGAGCCUCUUCCCCUUCCAUUCUAGGCGGCCGCGGGCCCAGCGGAGCGAGACCACCUGUGAGGGCUGCUGAGAUUGGCGGAGGCGGUCAUGUGGGCGGUCACGUGCUGCGUCGAGCUCAGUCCAAAAGAAAAUGGGGUUUGGUGUAAAUCUGGGGGUGUAAUGUUAUCAUAUAUCACGCUACCUCGUAAAACCGACACUGAAAGCUGCCGGACAACAAAUCACAGGUCAAAAUUAUGAGUUCUUCGUAUUAUGUGAACGCGCUUUUUAGUAAAUAUACGGCGGGGGCUUCUCUGUUCCAAAAUGCCGAGCCGACUUCUUGCUCCUUUGCGCCCAACUCACAGAGAAGCGGCUACGGGGCGGGCGCCGGCGCCUUCGCCUCGACCGUUCCGGGCUUAUACAAUGUCAACAGCCCCCUUUAUCAGAGCCCCUUUGCAUCCGGCUACGGUCUGGGCGCCGACGCCUACAGCAACCUGCCCUGCGCCUCCUACGACCAAAACAUCCCCGGGCUCUGCAGUGACCUCGCCAAAGGCGCCUGCGACAAGGCGGACGAGGGCGUGCUGCACGGCCCAGCCGAAGCCAAUUUCCGCAUCUACCCCUGGAUGCGGUCUUCAGGACCUGACAGGAAGCGGGGCCGCCAGACCUACACGCGCUACCAGACACUGGAGCUGGAGAAGGAGUUCCACUUCAACCGCUACCUGACACGGCGCCGCCGCAUCGAGAUCGCCAACGCGCUCUGCCUCACUGAGCGCCAGAUCAAGAUCUGGUUCCAGAACCGCCGCAUGAAGUGGAAAAAGGAAAACAAGCUCAUCAAUUCCACGCAGCCCAGCGGGGAGGACUCAGAGGCAAAGGCGGGCGAGUAGACGCCUGGGCAGGGACCAGGCCAGCGCUGCAACCUCCUUCGGCUUUGCCCCCUUGCCCUCGCCUGCUCCCCAACUUUUCUCCCCGCCUGCUCCCAUCAGGGGCUUCCGCAACUUCAGGGGAGCCAGGAGCUUUGCAAGCGUCUGUGCAUUUAUUUCUUAAAAAACAAAACAAAACAAAACCUCACACACAGCCAAUACCGGCGGUGGAGCGGGGCGCAUUGCACACACCCAGUCCCGCUCCACAAGGCUGCUCAAACCGGCUCCCGAGUUCUGGGGUGCGCCCUGAAUGCGUCCGGGGCUGCUGUGCUAGUGCCUCUGAGCUCCCCGACCUCGGAACGCUGAGCUGCUAGGGAGGAAAGAACCCUGGGCCGAGCCCCGUUUCGCGUCUGGGAGUCUGUGCCUAGGUCCCUCGCCAGUAGGUCCCGAAGGGCAUCAUCAAAUUAUCUCUGACCAGUGGAAAGAGGGGGUCUAAGUGCUGGAGCCCGGCCUUGUUGCGGCCUCCCAAGCGGCCUCCCAGAACAGGAAGCUCAAGGAACAAAGGGGGCCCCAACAGAGCCCAGUCUCUCGGUCCUGCGUGUGCAACCGUCAGUGGAAAAGAAGCAGCCUCAGCCGAGGCAAGCUAACCUGGGCGCGGGUGGAACAUUACAGCCCGGGGAGCCCCUGGGAUCCCUCAGGCCCCCGGCUCCGAAUUCUCGCUCCCUGCCUCCGAUAGCGCCCGCGUCGCCGCCACAGCAGCGUUCAGGACCCAAUGAGGGGCCCAGGGCCAUGGAAGCCGCCAGAGUCCUGGCUUCCAGACGUGCCAGGGGCGCCUGCAACGCGGGGCCUCCAGCGGGGAGACUCCACUUGCCUCUCAGCUAUAUUUGUGAUUUACUUGAGUCUUUCGGAGCCGUGGAAAAUAACUACAGAGAUACUACGCACUGCCACGAAAUGCUUCCAUUAUCGCCCUCAUUUUACUCCUGGAGGUCUAAGCAAGACCCCAGUAACCGGCCCCACGGAUCCCCAGACCCCAAGCAGCCUCUGUGGCUGCAGGGAGCCUGGGCUCACUCGCUGGGUUCAAGGAGAACCCUCCAACUUGGGGUCCGGCUGGCUCGAGGAAUCGGACCCUGUGGUGAAGAUUUUCCAGGCUGGAUACAUAAGCAAAUCAAAUAGCAAACUAAUGACACGAAAACCAUAUUCACACGAGAGAAAAAUCGACUACGGUUAUAAAAGUGUAUGGAAUUUGACCUCGCCUUGCAGAAACACUACACAAAAGCUAUCUUUAAUAGACGCCUGUCAUUUAAGAGCGGCAGGGACACUGUCCCUCAUGCGCUCGCAAAAACAGAGCCGUAACUGUAGCUGCUACUGCUGCGGGCAGGAUUUAUUUAUCCAGUUGGCUAAAUGGCUUUCCCCCUUCCCCGAAGGUGAUAUCUGUAUUUUCAAAAUUCAGAGCUGCUGGCAGGACGGGCAGAACCGACCCCAA
Molecule: messenger RNA, 5476 nt
Organism: Chlorocebus sabaeus (green monkey)
Lineage: Eukaryota; Metazoa; Chordata; Mammalia; Primates; Cercopithecidae
Source: RefSeq, a predicted model, not a curated record